AUGUUUUGGUUCGGAGAAGAAAUGUGAAGCAGUCGCAGUUAACUGACUGUUUCACCUUAAAGAUGAUAAGAUUAGUGUCAUCAGGUCUGUGUGGCUGUACAAAGUAUUUUAAACACCGGAAAAUACUGCCAGUAUGCUACUCAAGUCCAGUACAUUAUCAAAAUCAGUCUUUUAAUAAAGUUAAUAUCUGGAGGCUCUAUGGCACGAGUAAUGGUCAAGAUCCAAGCUUGAAAAGGUUUCGAAGUUAUAAGAGAAUAUUUGCAAUAUCCCUUUUCACUGGAACUUUCAUACUUGCUUGGUAUUUGAAGAAGGUAAAAGGAGAGAAAUUGAGGACACUUCUUGAAGACUUCACUCGGCUUCCUGUUGAUGAAUCUCUCUUUGGUGCAGAAGUGUCCUUAUACAGACACAAAGGCUAUGUCUUCCCUGGGCAGCUGGUCAUGUCAGGUGUAUUUAAGCAGCUGCCAGACUUCCAGUUUAGGUCCAGUGAUGUCAUUGUUGCUAGCUAUCCUAAAUGUGGAACGACAUGGAUGCAAGAAAUUGUGUAUAUGCUUACUCAUAACUUUGAGAAGACUGGUGCAGCAAAUGAAGUUUUAGAGACAAGAUUCCCCUAUCUGGAGUACCCAUAUCCAGGCAUAAAGUCAGUCGCUGCCAAACCAGGACCUCGGUUGAUCAAGACCCACCUGCCCUUGGCACUGUUACCACCUUCAUUUGACAAUAGUAAUGCAAAGCUGAUUUACAUCACCCGUAAUCCUCGUGAUGCAGCUGUCUCCUACUUCCACUUCAUGAAACUUUUGACAGCUUGCAGUUACCAGGGAAGUCUAUCAACAUUCUUCAAGAUGUUCCUGUCUGAUAUGGUUAUGUAUAGCCCUUUCUUUGACCAUGUGCUGGGUUACUGGAAACGCAGAGAACAGUCAAAUAUUAUGUUUGUUAAAUAUGAAGACCUCCUUAAGGACCCAGUAAAUAUAAUUAAGAAAAUUGCUGAAUUUUUAGAGGUGGAAGUGUGUGAUGCAGAUGUGGUGUACGUAGCACACUCAACAUCAUUUAAGUCUAUGUCUGCAAAUGCUAGUGUGAAUUAUGAGCAUUGGAAGGAUCUGGGAUUUGCACACAAGGAUAAAGGAAAAUUCUUAAGGAAAGGUAAAGUAGGUGAUUGGCAGAACCAUAUGACCGAAGCAGAAGUUGCAGCCUUUGAAGAGUGGGAGAAGAAACAUUUGGCCAACUCUGAUCUUACUUUUACAUUUACAUUACCAGAGGCAGAAAUUGAUGUGGCUUGAUAAUAAAAAUGCAGGAGUAGAUCAUUAAUAUAUAUAUAAUGUUUUAUGUAGUCUUAUAAAUAUUUACAAACUCAGAAGUAUUGCAUUACUGAACAAUAAUUUUCAUGUAAAUAUUUUUAAUAUAUAUACAUUGUGAUUAUCAUAUACAAAAGAUUAUAUGUAUAAAUUAAAAUAAAGAGACUGAGAUAUA
This is a messenger RNA of Penaeus indicus, 1461 nucleotides long. Its product is annotated as sulfotransferase 1B1-like. Lineage: Eukaryota; Metazoa; Arthropoda; Malacostraca; Decapoda; Penaeidae. Bases 63 to 1271 code for a protein of 402 amino acids. The record is from RefSeq and is a predicted model, not a curated record. The transcript is spliced from 9 exons. Gene Ontology annotation, molecular function: sulfotransferase activity. Gene Ontology annotation, cellular component: cytoplasm. Gene Ontology annotation, biological process: sulfation.